CCUCUCUGUCCUCUCCGUUGUCUCUCUGUCCUCUCUCUGUCCUCUCCGUUGUCUCUCUGUCCUCCAGCUGUACUGGAGUCAGCUCAGAUCCUCUUCAUCCUGGUCCUGAUGACCGUAAUGCUGCUGCUGAUUGGCUGUCUGUUCAACCACUACAAGCUGUCAUCCUGCUCCUUUACAACCAGACAGAGACAGGCCCGGAGGCAGGAUCUCUGGCCGUCGGACAGCGGCUCUCGACAAGGUGCCUCCGAGGUGCUGUAUGUGCCCCAGACAAGGGAGAGGUUCACAGCCUCGUCCUUUAUGUCCAGGGAGCGUUUCAGUCGCUUCCAGCCCACCUGCCACUACCUGACCCGCGACCUCCAUCUUCCCCCCACCAUCUCCCUGUCUGACGGAGAGGAGCCCCCGCCCUACCAGGGUCCCUGUACCUUACAGCUGAGGGACCCGGAGCAGCAGUUAGAGUUGAACAGAGAGUCGGUCAGGGCCCCUCCCAACAGAACCAUCUUUCACAGCGACGCGAUAGACGUGCACGGUGGAGGGGCUGGAGGGCCGAGGCCACCCAGCAGUAACUCUGGUAUCAGCGUAGCCAAUAGCAGCAGCAGCCACGGACGCAUGGAACACCCGCCUCCGGCGUAUUGCGAGGUGAUUGGUCAGCACUACCCUGGCUUCUUUCACCACCCGCACAGCGAUAACACACUCGGGACCUGGACCGGGGGCGGGACCAGCCUGCAGGGCCAAUCGGAAAGCACAAUACCUGCCAAGGGCAGGAAAGGGGAGGAGCUGAGGUGAGAUGGAGGAGGGACUAUGCUGUCUUAGACUCCUCCCCCCUGUAAAGGACAAUCUCUUGAUGGACCGACACUCCCAGGAUGCACAACUAAACACAACAUUACCAACCUGCACAACUAAACACAACAUUAUCAACCUGCUACAACAUUAUCAACCUAUACAACUAAACACAACAUUAUCAACCUGCUACAACAUUAUCAACCUGCUACAACUAAACACAACAUUACCAACCUGCUACAACAUUACCAACCUGCUACAAGUAAACACAACAUUAUCAACCUAUACAACUAAACACAACAUUACCAACCUGCUACAACAUUACCAACCUGCUACAACUAAACACAACAUUAUCAACCUGCUACAACUAAACACAACAUUAUCAACCUGUACAACUAAACACAACAUUAUCAACCUGCUACAACUAAACACAACAUUAUCAACCUGCUACAACAUUAUCAACCUGUACAACUAAACACAACAUUACCAACCUGCUACAACUAAACACAACAUUAUCAACCUAUACAACUAAACACGACAUUAUCAACCUGCUACAACUAAAUACAACAUUAUCAACCUAUACAACUAAACACGACAUUAUCAACCUGCUACAACAUUAUCAACCUAUACAACUAAACACGACAUUAUCAACCUGCUACAACAUUAUCAACCUAUACAACUAAACACAACAUUACCAACCUGCUACAACAUUAUCAACCUAUACAACUAAACACAACAUUACCAACCUGCUACAACAUUACCAACCUGCUACAAGUAAACACAACAUUACCAACCUGCACAACUCAACACAACAUUACCAACCUGCACAACUCAACACAACAUUAUCAACCUGCUACAACAUUAUCAACCUAUACAACUAAACACAACAUUAUCAACCUGCUACAACAUUAUCAACCUAUACAACUAAACACAACAUUACCAACCUGCUACAACUCAACACAACAUUAUCAACCUAUACAACUAAACACAACAUUAUCAACCUGCUACAACAUUAUCAACCUAUACAACUAAACACAACAUUAUCAACCUGCUACAACAUUAUCAACCUAUACAACUAAACACAACAUUACCAACCUGCUACAACUCAACACAACAUUACCAACCUGCUACAACUAAAUACAACAUUAUCAACCUGCUACAACAUUAUCAACCUGUACAACUAAACACAACAUUAUCGACCUGCUACAACUAAACACAACAUUAUCGACCUGCUACAACUAAACACAACAUUACAACCUGCUACAACUAAACACAACAUUAUCGACCUGCUACAACUAAACACAACAUUAUCGACCUGCUACACAGAGAGGAACCAAGCAUAAAUGUAUUUUUCCAUUGAUUGAAAAUAGCUGUCACUGCAGGGGGAUGUUUGUAGCCAUCUUUUCAUUUUAUUUUCUCCUUCAUGUGGGAACAUCUAUAAUAUUAGACCCAUCUCUUUAUUCUCUUGAAUGACUUGUACAGACCAGGGUCUGUACCGACCCCGAGCUGGACUGAGGAGGUUUUAUACAGACCAGGGUCUGUAUCGACCCCGAGCUGGACUGAGGAGGUUUUAUUCAGACCAGGGUCUGUACCGACCCCGAGCUGGACUGAGGAGGUUUUAUACAGACCAGGGUCUGUAUCGACCCCGAGCUGGACUGAGGAGGUUUUAUACAG
This is a messenger RNA of Salmo salar (Atlantic salmon), 2451 nucleotides long. Lineage: Eukaryota; Metazoa; Chordata; Actinopteri; Salmoniformes; Salmonidae. The record is from RefSeq and is a predicted model, not a curated record.